This is a messenger RNA of Haliotis rufescens (red abalone), 4492 nucleotides long. Its product is annotated as succinate--CoA ligase [ADP-forming] subunit beta, mitochondrial-like. NCBI's taxonomy places the organism in Eukaryota, Metazoa, Mollusca, Gastropoda, Lepetellida, Haliotidae. The transcript is spliced from 12 exons. Gene Ontology annotation, molecular function: ATP binding; succinate-CoA ligase (ADP-forming) activity. Gene Ontology annotation, cellular component: succinate-CoA ligase complex; mitochondrion. Gene Ontology annotation, biological process: succinyl-CoA metabolic process; tricarboxylic acid cycle. The coding region runs from base 83 to 1450 and encodes 455 amino acids. The record is from RefSeq and is a predicted model, not a curated record.
CUGUGAAAAGGUGGUCAGGACUGUUCGGGUUGUGGUGCAAGAGAGAUAACUCUAAUAUCCAGAACGGAAGUUUCGUUCAAAGAUGGCGUCUGCCUUAUUUCGAAGUGGACGUGCGGCUGAAAGAUUAGCCUUCCAGCAUGCCGCGCGGGUUAUGUGUGUAGCUAAUGGUGGAGCACCCUGUCAGCAGAAACGCCACCUAUCUGUUCAUGAAUACAUGAGCUUUGGCUUAUUGCGAGAGGCGGGGGUAGCAGUGCCUUCCUUCAGGGUGGCCCAGACAGCAGAUCAGGCAUACAACUUUGCCAAGGAGCUGGGCCAUGUUGCUGGAUCACCGGAUGUUGUGCUGAAGGCCCAGGUCUUGGCAGGUGGAAGGGGCAAAGGAUCUUGGGACAGUGGACUCAAGGGAGGAGUGAAGCUUGUAUUUUCGGCUGAUGAAGCAAAGGAUUUGGCAUCGAAGAUGUUGAACCACAAGCUGUUCACAAAGCAGACUGGGAGUGAGGGGAGAUUAUGCUCCAAUGUCCUGGUGGCAGAAAGACUGUACUCAAGACGCGAGUUCUACUUCGCUAUCACAAUGGAGAGAAGUUUUGGGGGCCCAGUGCUGGUUGGCAGCUCGCAGGGAGGUAUGAAUAUAGAAGAUGUGGCCAAAGAUAACCCCUCUGCUAUUCUGAAGAGUGCAGUUGAUAUUGCAUCUGGUCUGUCAAAGGAACAAACGAUCAAACUGGCUGCAGAUAUGGGUUUUAGUGACCAGUGUGUUGACGAGGCGGCAGACUAUAUGAUGAAGCUCUACAAUGACAUCUUCCUCAAGUAUGAUGCUACGUUAGUUGAAAUCAACCCCAUGUCAGAAGAUGCCAAUGGACGAGUAUUCUGCAUGGACUGCAAGUUGAAUUUUGAUGAUAAUGCCUCAUACCGCCAAAAGGACAUUUUCUCUCUCCGUGACUGGAGCCAGGAGGAUGACAGAGACCAACGGGCAGCUGAAGCAGAUCUCAAUUACAUCGGGUUGGAUGGCAGCAUCGGUUGUCUUGUGAAUGGUGCUGGUCUGGCCAUGGCCACAAUGGAUAUCAUCAAGUUGCAUGGAGGCACUCCAGCCAACUUCCUUGAUGUCGGUGGUGGUGCCACCUCACAGCAGGUGACGGAAGCAUUUAGACUCAUCACAUCAGACCCAAAGGUUCAUGCGAUUUUGGUGAAUAUUUUUGGUGGUAUCAUGAGAUGUGAUAUAAUUGCUCAGGGCAUUGUAGCAGCUGCAGCAGAACUACAACUGAAAAUACCAAUAGUUGUCAGAUUACAAGGAACAAGAAAUGAAGAUGCAAAAGCUAUCAUUGCAGCCAGUCAAAUGAAGAUCUUAGCCUGUGAUAAUCUCGAUGAGGCAGCUAGAAUGGUUGUAAAGCUAUCAACAAUCGUGACCCUUGCAAGAGAAGCUGACAUACAUGUCAAGUUUGAACUUCCACUGUUGUAGCAGAGCUUGGGUAAGUUUGCUGGUGGGGUGAGAUGAGUAUACAGCUGCCUGUGUAGGUGUAAGCCACAGCAGUCUAACCAUGUCCCUGUCACAGAUCACCCUCCCCUCUCUCAGACUAGCUGUAUUCCUUGUCAGUCUGCUUCUUACAUCCAUAGCCCUCUCUACACUGGCUAGUCACUGGGAGAUAUCUGACCUGGGGGUUGUAGUAUAUUACCAGCUGCAUGCCUUAAUAAAUUGUUUAAUAUCAUCAGGUGCAAAGGCCAGGAUUUAACAACUCUCACAUAUGCUCUUUAGGAAUUAUUGAAUGUUAUUCAAGUGACUGACCAGGAAUAUAUCCUGGCUCUUAGUCCAUUGUAGACAUUUACCUCCAACUUCCAUCCACUGUCUGUUUUCUGUAGAAGCUGGUAGCGAUGUAUUUUGUUUCCCACUUGCUGGUUUUUUUUCACUUCUCAAGUCAUUGCCUCUAAUGAGCAAACAUGAAAACUUCACAGUGUGUUGUGUUCACUAUAUUUUCUGGGUUAGAAUGAUGGAUAAACAUUAUAUUGUAUCAGCUCUAUGUACUAAUUAUAUCUUGUUUGUCACAGUAACAGAGGAAAGAGUGAGUGAGUUGGGUUUAACGCCGCUUUUAACAGUAUUCCAGUUAUAUCACGGCGUGUCAGCUUAAUGUGGGAGGAAAGACCGAAGUGACUUCAGUGAAACCCACAAACACGGGUAUGGUGCUGACAAACCUAGAAACAUAAUCAUCGAUCAUAGGUUUCUGGCAUGCCCAAGGGACGCAACUCUGCACAGCGAAUCGCAGCGCCUUAGACGACUGGGCCACCUAUGCCCCCAUCAGCAUUGAAUUUAGUGUUGGUAGCUGAGAUAAAAGUGUUUAAUUAAAACAAACUUCAUCUUGACAGUAACAUUUUCUAUCAAUCCUCAUGAAAUGUAACUGUUUAUGCUCUUUGAUAGUUCUGUGAAUGGAAUUCUAAAUAAACUUUUUGACCUAUGCACCUUUAUUCAAUCAACUUUAUUGUAUCCAGUAGGGCUGUUACAAUUCACUCGUGUAUUCGGUGAAUGGAACUGUAUCCAUUCAUGAAUUGAAUUCGUUAUUCGUGGUCACUAGAAUUGAAUACUAAUGAAUAUGCAGUCAUGUGCAUUUACAUACCCUGACCCUUAAAAUAUCCAUAAGAACAUAUUAACAUAUGCGUAGAUUUCUUCAAAGACAACACUCUUUUAUAUUUAAUUUGACAGUAAUGUAGUCACUGGUUAUUGUCGCAUUUUAGCAGAUACUAGUACCUGGAUAAGUGAAGUAUAUAAAUGUAUAAUAAAUUAAUAAUUAACAAACUAUGUCACAUAAUUUAUUUUGUUAUUGUUUCACUGACUAUCAUAAAUAAUACAUGAACUGCUGACCUGCUAUUGUAUUCGUGAAUAAAUAUUUGUAUUUGUUACCCUAUAUUCAUGAUACGAAUCGUAUUCGCCUCACAGUGUAUUCGUUGCAGCCCUAGUAUCCGGUAAUAUAAGGUAUGUUACAGCUGAGCCGACUACCAUUCUCGCGAUCAGUCUAUGUUGUGAUCAGCUUACUGGAUAUGUGAGGGAUAUGUGCGAAAACGUGGUCCUUUGUUCUACAGUUUCCGUCUGGAUUCCAGAGUCCUGUGUAUUUACCGAGAUCUGGAUUAAACAGAUUCCACUGUAUUGUCAUUGCAACCUCAACAUUACUGACACUAUUUUAACAGGUAGCAGGUCGAUGAUGCAGAAAUAGCUAACAAUAUAAAGCAUGCUGAAUAAAAUUUUCUGAUAAACUUUCCACAUGCUUGUCACAAAUAGUUUUCAUGCCCUCUUGCACAACAACGUUUGGUAUGAAUAUCUUUCACUGGGCAUUGUCAGGUUUUCCACUUUCACAAUGUAUACCUGGUAUGUUGGUACUGCUGUCUACAACAUUGACCUUUGUCAGUGAGUGGAAAUGAUGAGCAUGUAUGAAAUAGUUUUUACUUCCGUGCAAUAUUUGUUCCUCUCUCUGUAAUGAGCUUUCAUUUCCACUUCAUUUGGCAUGAUUUGGUGAGUGAAAUUGCACACCGGUCUAAACAUUAGUUUUGUUUACACACCUAACAACAUUCCCUCCAUGGUUUGCUAAGAACUCACUUUGUGCACAUGAUUAAUACAAGAGAAGUAGACCUGACUGUGUUACAUCAAUCUAUCGGCAUUGCAUGUGUAUGUCUUAACAACUCACUGACACAUUCUUUACCCUGCUCUAGGUGUCUAACACACUUAUUCUUGUUUGUCAAAAUCUAACUACUAAACCAUCAGAUGAAACAGUUACAGUUGGUAUUUUGUGUGCAGUAGGGCUGGGAUGGGUAACAAGAUACUUACCAAGGGAGAAAGUACUGAGACUCAUAGUCACAUGGCUUUAUCGACCGUCAUCUUUUGAAAAUAGAAAAAUGGAAACAAAUAAUGACAUAAUUGAAACUUUUGUACUGUUCUGUUUUUGUUUUUAUUUUUCUCAGUGUACUUGUAAAACAUUUAAUUUGUUUGCUGUUAAUGCUUUAUUCAACCGACAAGAAUCAUUUUUGAUUCAGGACUUCUAACAAAUAUUAAAUAUUGACCAUAGUAUUUCCACAAGAACACGCAAUGUAAUGUUCAAAGCAGGUACCCUGUUUGGGUAGGAGCGGCAUGGGUACCAGAAUACUAGAUUCUUCCCAGCCCUACUCAUUUCCAGGGCAAUUGCAGUAGGUAAUGGAAUAAGGGCUUGUUUAAAAGGUGAUACUCCAGAAAUAAUGAAAGAUCCUUGAAAUGUGGAAAAGUGAAAUUUAACCAUUUUAAAAAUUGAUGAGUGUCUUUGUUGCAACUAUUUACUAUCCCCAGGCUCAAAAAGGAAACCCUGACUAGCCUCCAGUCCUGUUGUGGAUCAUGUGAUCCCGUGUCACCUUGCAGCUUGAUGGCUGGCAGGACUUGUAGAUACUGACUGUACAGAAUCCCACUCCAAGUUGCUGUGUAAAGAGAGAAAUACAAUGUGCUGAUUGUUGCAGAGAUAUCUUCAUGCCACCAUUAAAAUAUGUUAUUCAA